This is a messenger RNA of Caenorhabditis angaria, 976 nucleotides long. The record is from the annotation of a GenBank genome assembly. NCBI's taxonomy places the organism in Eukaryota, Metazoa, Nematoda, Chromadorea, Rhabditida, Rhabditidae.
AUGAAAAAUCUCUCAAUUUCCACCCUGAUUUUCCUGAUUUUCAUCAAUUUUUGCUCAACUUCAACCUCAAAUGAUGCGCAAGCCAAAAAAUGUGUGGAAUUUUGGCGGAAGGCGAUUCACGAUGAGGUUUUGUCGGUGAUUCAUUCAUCGUUUACACUGCAUGUUGAGCCGAAAGAUGGGGGAAAGACUAGGAUUCAUAAGAGAAGUGGGUUUGGGAAGGAGAUUUGGAUUUUUAGAUGAAAUUUCCGGGGUUGGAUUAGGUUAGUCUUAAGCUUUUUCAGAAAAAAAAAAUUUCAGAAAUUUUUUUUUCAAUUUGAAAAGUUUUAAACGUGGCUUCUUUGCACCAAAAGCCACAGUAAUCCUAAUUUUGUUAAAAUUUCGAAAUUCGAAAAAAAAUUCCACGUAGAAAUUCAGCUCCAAAUUCUACAGUAAUCCUAGAGUUGCUAAAAUUUCGAAAUUCAAAAAAAAAGUUGCCACAUGGAAGCCACAGUACUCCAGGACCUAAUUUUUUCCCAAAUUUUCAAAAUUCCAAAAAAAAAAAUCCACAGGGUCAAUUUCUACAGUAAUCCUAGAGUUGCUAAAAUUUCGAAAUUCAAAAAAAUGCCACGUGGAAGCUACAGUACUACCGGACCUAAUUUUUUCCCAAAUUUUCAAAAUUCAAAAAAUGCCACGUAGAAAUUCAGUUGCCGUGAUUUCAAAAUUCAAAAAAAGUUGCCACGUGGAUUUUUGUGCGUCAAAAAAAUUUCCAUUUUUUUCAGCUGACUUUUUGCACAUGCUCAUCAAUCACAAAGAAACCCUCAAACUUCUCUUCGAUCCAGAUAUUGUCUAUAAUGUUGGCCUAAUUCCCGCCGCCCAUACUAUCAUGAUAAAUAACCCGAAAAUCACAAUGGUCGGAUUGUUGGAACCCGAAAAAUGCUCGUUGAAAAAUGUAGUGCUCCAUGGAUAUGAUGGCGAUUUGGAGCACAAGGAAAAUUGA